UCAGUUGUGUGUUGUUAGCAUUAGCUCGUGCCAGCAAACGGAACUCCUGACUUUAUCUCUUACUCUUUAACGUUGGAUCCGCCGAUUUCUGAAUGCUUUCUGGCCGCCAAAUCCCAUUUUUAUGGUGACCAAAUUUAACAGUCGGUACUUUGCGGCGCGAGUCAAGUUUGCGUGGACUUAUUUUUGGGUGCCUUUGCUGACAUGCACUGAAGAGCCUCUGCUGCUGUCGUGAUUUCAAUGGGGAAAAGGAAAGACGUGGUUCAUUCCAGAUUUCUCUGCGAAGGCGGCUUGGGGCCGCACGGCAUGCACAAGCACAAGCAUAAAAAACACAAGAGGCACAAGAGGAAACAUCACGGCCUCCCUGCGGUGCCGGAGCCCGUCGUCGCCCCUCGGCCACCCCCGCAGCUGCGACUCAAAAUCAAGUUGGGAGGGCAGACGCUGGGGACGAAGAGUGUUCCGACUUUCACCGUGCACCCGGGCGUGGCUUGUCCCCCCUCACCACUGAUGAUUGUGGAGGAUGAUGAUGAUGACGCGGAGGAAGAUGACGAGCCUUCUGUGCCUCUGGAGCAGUAUCGGGCCUGGCUGGAUGAAGACAGCAACAUGGCCACGUCUCCUCUGGCCGACAUGGACUCGGACUCCAUGUUGGGAGUGCCUGUGGACGAGGAGGAGAGGUGGCUGGACGCUCUGGAGAAGGGGGAGCUCGACGACAACGGCGAGCUGAAGAAGGAGGUCGACGAAUCUUUGCUCACGGCCCGACAGAAAGCGCUACUCCACAAGCAGCAGAUCCAGCCCCUCUUGGAACUGCCCAUGGGCUACAAGGAGAAGGAGAUGACCGCCGAGAUGAUGCAGAAGCGGGAAGAGCGCGCUCGCAAGCGACGCUUGCAGGCGGCCAAGAAGGCCGAGGAGAACAAGAACCAGACCAUCGAGAGACUCACCAAGACCAGCAAGGCCAAGAUGAAAAGCACGCGGGAGAAGAAGUCCAAGCAGAGCCAGUGUCCCAUGGUCCGAUACAGCGACUCGGCACGAGGCGUGACCGUCUCCUUCCCCGCGGGCGUCCCUGCGCCCGAGGCCGCGCCCGGCGCUCCGCCGCCCGCGGCCCCCGUCGGCUGCGGCGUGAGCGGCUGCUCCAACCCCAAGAAAUACAGCUGCUCCAAAACGGGCGUCCCUCUCUGCAGCCUGCAGUGCUACCAGAGGAACUUGCGGUUAGCCCGCAGGACUGGUUCUCGCUCUCCGGACACGGACAACCGGAUAACAUCACUUUGAGGAAAGAAGACUCGCUCCGACAAUUCUCCAAAGGAAAGACAAAACGUUGCUCGCUUCAAGCGCUUGAGUCGUCAGGCCUAGUUGAAGUUUCCUGUUCAAGCAACACCAAGAUAGUGGAUACCUUGGACAUGGGAAAGGGCACCAUGUGCCCUGCCCCUCCCUUUCCUUGACUGCUUUCUUUUUUUGGUUUGUUUUUUUUCUUGCUAGUCAGAGCGCUUGCUUCUAAAAGGUUUCCCUUGCCUUAUCCGAGCUAAGUGUAAGUGAGCGAAAAGUAAUGAAACAACUGCAAAUGAAAAGUGAAAAUGUUAACGUUUGCGUUCACCGAGUCAAAACGAAAAGGCUUCGAAAACACGCGCAAAGCAACAAACUAGCGAUUUGACUUAAACUAACAGACGACAAGUCUA
Hippocampus comes (tiger tail seahorse) is the source of this 1667-nucleotide messenger RNA. It is a transcript of the gene ino80b, whose product is annotated as INO80 complex subunit B. Gene Ontology annotation, cellular component: Ino80 complex. The transcript is spliced from 6 exons. The record is from RefSeq and is a predicted model, not a curated record. Bases 238 to 1263 code for a protein of 341 amino acids. Gene Ontology annotation, biological process: chromatin remodeling. Lineage: Eukaryota; Metazoa; Chordata; Actinopteri; Syngnathiformes; Syngnathidae.